Messenger RNA from Lachancea fermentati, 1695 nucleotides. The record is from the annotation of a GenBank genome assembly. NCBI's taxonomy places the organism in Eukaryota, Fungi, Ascomycota, Saccharomycetes, Saccharomycetales, Saccharomycetaceae.
AUGCAAAAUAUAUUGGAUAAGGCAUACGAUAAGUAUGCUCAGGGUAGUGUAUCAAAUCCUGGCUUGCAUCAAGACCUUUUAUGUGAUCCCAACCUGGUAGAAGAUUACACCGAUAUCCUCAAAAGCAUGCCAAGGAAGCCCGCAGAAGAAGAAGAGAACAGCGUGAAUGGAAGUGUUGUAUUGAGUAAAACCCAUGCAAAUUCCCCUCAGUCGUAUCGGUCGAGUAUCCUGAGCAACGGUUCAAGUAAUUAUUCGAUUCCCUCACAUGCAGCUGACUCAGAAGCGAUAUCUGAGAACAACGAAGACAUGCUUGAAGGCGGUUACGAAUACUCGGAUUCCGAGUUUGAAGACAACCUAGAGACGAGACUGAAACAGAUGGACUCAGAAUCACGGCGAGACGAGGGCAGCGGGUCAUCUACCGAAGAGCAAUCCUCCGAUGAUGAUCUGACGGUAGAUGCAGAACAGAACGAGGACGAUGAUGAGGAUGACUACCAACCACUUCCACCACCACAAGAAAUGGAUCCAGAUAAGCUUUAUGCUUUAUAUCCCUUUCAGGGUCCUGACCCAUCGCACUGCCAACUUUAUCAAGAUCAAAGUUGUAUACUUUUAAACGAUCAAGAUUCGUAUUGGUGGCUCAUUAAAAGAUGCGAUGAUGGUAGGAUCGGAUUCGCACCUGCGGAGCUCCUAGAAACAUUUCCAGAGAGGCUAGCUCGCCUCAAUUGCUGGAAAAAUGAAAAUAUGUCGGGACAAUCAUUGGGCUCCAACAGUACACAAUCCAAAAAUGUUAGUAUCCACGAGGAAACGACUGAUAGAAUGCAAUUAUCAUCUCCUUACAAUAAAAGUAGCAAAUCCGUGAGCUUUAACGAUGUUGUGAGCUAUGCAGAAAGAUACAUGGAAGAAGAUGACGAGGAAGAUGACCCGUUGAGCACUGAGGAAAAUCCCAAUGCACUUGAAGUCGAAGAUAAAUUAUAUGAAAGAAAGGUUGAUUUACACGAGGAUGAUGCAAGUGAGGUUACUAGUGAUGUUUCCUUCAAUACAGGAAGCACAUUACCUCUUCAAGUUAAAAAAGUGAGACAACGAGCGGACAGAGAGAAAAAAGAUGAAAUGAUCAAGUCUUUCGAGAGUGAUCUUGCAAAGGAUAAUUUGAAAUCACCGGACGAUGAUCUCCGUCAAGUUUUUCAAGCUCCAUCAAUGCCAUUUGCUGGGAACAAAGAUAUGCCGAAGUCUAAUUCAAAUUACUCGAUAUCGACGAUCGGUGAAUACUCUCCGAGCUCCUCUGAAUGGACAAAUGACUCUCCUCAGAUCAACGGUGGCGAAUUCGAUGUUGGCACUACUGAAGAAGGCAUUCCUUCAACGAGAGCUAUACAAGACAUCUCGAAAAUAGUAGGGGAAAUCAACGACGACGAAACAUAUGAUGCAGAAGAUGAACACGAAGCUGGUCUCGCAUGUCUUUCUGAAUCUGUAUCAAAGACUACUAAAGAUGACUUGAAAAUACAACGAGAAAGUAUAUCACUGUCUUCAGAGGAAUCUUGCAUAGACGACGGGCGCGGAACGUCUGCCACUACUCUUAAUAGUACGGCUUCUUUGAGUGAUGAGAAGUUCAGUCACCAUCCUAUCGUUAUUGAAUUGUACAAUCCUUUAUUCAGCAGGAUUGAUGAUUUGAUGAAAAAAUUGAAUCAGGUGCUGACAGAAUAA